Messenger RNA from Tetrahymena thermophila SB210, 717 nucleotides. RefSeq lists its product as hypothetical. The record is from RefSeq and is a predicted model, not a curated record. The transcript has 2 exons. NCBI's taxonomy places the organism in Eukaryota, Ciliophora, Oligohymenophorea, Hymenostomatida, Tetrahymenidae.
UCUUAUUCUGAUGCUUUUUCACAUAAAAUUUAUUAAUUAAUUUUAGAAUAAAUAACAAAUUUAUAGAUUAUCAAAGAGGAAUAGUUAAAAACAAUCUUGAAAAUGUUUAAUAUAAAAAGCAUUAAACCUAUAAACAAAGAAGGAAAUAGCUACCAAUAAAUAAUAUUUGAGUUUAAGGAAAGGAGGGAGUUAUAAAUGUAGGAUUAAACACUGAUUGCUUUGUAUUUUGAAAUUUUUUUAGUUCUAAAUGGUUAAAAAGAUAACUCAUUAAUAUAGUAAAAAAUGUAAACUGCUCUAAAAAGUAAUAAUGGUUUAAUCGAAAGAAUAAGUGCUUAUCUAUUAUAAGUAUUAGAUAUGGGCUAUUAGGAUUUUAAAUAGAAUGCAAAAGCUAUUUUUGAUCGUAUCAAUAAUGAUAUUACUAAAAUUUAGAUAAAUCAAAAUGAGUGCUUGACAACAUAAGUAUUAAGGGAGCAAGGAUAUUUAUUUACUUCUAGCUAAUAUGAUAAAAUAUAUGAUAAAGUAUAUAUUCUUGAAAUUUAAGAACCAACGCCAACCCCUAGCUCAACCGUGGAAUUUAAUGAUAACAAGGUAAAGAAUCAAAUAUCUUAAAGGUGUUCAAACUGUGAAUAUUUUUAGGAAGUAUUUAUCAAAAUAGGAGGAAAUGAUAAAAGAUAUUGCAAUUUGUGUUUUGAAGAAGCUUUUAAAAAUUAUAUUUGA